CAUAUUCUGUAGGCCCAUUAAGCUUAACAAUGGACAUUUGUGGUGGGCAGAUCUCUUUAUGCUUAUGAUCUGGACAUUAUGGGCCGUCAUUAUGGAUCAUUUUGCGGGUUAGAAAUAUGGGCUCUUGUUGGUCCAAAGCUACUUUACGUUGGCUCGAAGACAAAACAAAACAGAAAUUCACGGGAGUUAGUUGUUGAACAAAACAAAAAUCUGGCAGCGUCCGCCGUCCACUAGUUCCGGGCAAAAUAUAUAAUAAUUAGUUUCUUCAUUUUGUGCAUUUCUGGAUUGUUCUUUGUUUCUUUCUUUGUUCUCGAAGAAAAAACCUCAUUCGUUAAACCCGCCUUACCCAUAAUUUUAUAGCCAAAUAUCAAUUUAUUUUGAUAAGGAAAUCUACUUCAUGACAGAGCUUUCCCCAAAAUAGAAGGAAAUCAAAUAAUCAUUGAUAUCUUUGUGCAAAGCAAAUAUAUGGUUAGCAUAAUAUAUUAUUCCUUAAGAAUGCACCAUACGCCUAUGCUCAUGCAAAACAUUUCUUACCGGAUUCAUUUGUUAAUGAGAGAAUACUAGGGAGUGAGUUUGUUUCAAGUCCUUUUCACUCUUGGGUGGUGCUAUAAUUAAAUUUGUUUUUCAAUGCCAGAGAAUCUGGCAUUGCAUGUCAUAGUAAGGAAUAUUUGCAUUAAUAAGAAUUGUCCUCUCUCUCUCUCUCUCUCUCUCUCUCUCUUAUCUUUCUCUCCUUUUCCAUCUCUUUUGAAGCUCCAUAUGUCAAGAAGAUGAAAGAAACCAAAAUAACCAUUGAUUUUCUUAGCCACAUGAUGAAUCUCUGUUUUUAGUUUCACCAUCUCUUCAAUACCAUUUUAAUGAUCCCAAAAAAUUAUUUUCUUCUUCAUUAAAUUGUUAACCCAGUUGAAGCAAGUCCCACGUAUAAAACUUCUUUCUAGUAUAACAACUCCAAUAGUACCAUAAAAGAAAACUACCUUAAACCCAACCCUCACUCUUUCUAUAUAUAGCAUUCCUUUUUUCCAACUGCCAACACUCUAAAAACCAUGAUGAACAAGAACAACAGCAUCAAUAACAACCUAGCAGUAGUGCAUGAAGAUUCCGUCACUUUCCCGGGAAAACCACCAGUAGGGCCCCACCACUUCGCCUCCGAGUGCUGGUUUGACGACGCCUGCAUCCUCGACAUGGACUACUUCGUCAAGACCCUCUCCGGCAUCAAAGCCAAGGGCGUACGCCCCGACCUCAUCGGCUCCAUAAUCACCCACUAUGCUUGCAAGUGGCUCCCUGAUCUCUCCGGCGACUCCUCCGCCUUCACUACCUCCUCUGACAAGGCCUCCGCCGCCGCUGUGUUUGAAGAAUCGUCCCCGGAGAGCGUCACCGCGUUGUGGAUGCGGAAGCGGUUCUUUGUGGAGACCCUGGUCGGAGUCCUCCCGCCGGAGAAGGACUCUAUCCCCUGCAACUUCCUCCUCCGGCUGCUCCGUACGGCCAACAUGGUCGGCGUGGAGCCCACCUACCGGGCGGAGCUGGAGCGGCGAAUCUCGUGGCAGCUCGACCAGGCGUCGCUGAAGGAGCUGAUGAUACCCUCGUUCAGCCACACGUGCGGGACUUUGCUUGACAUGGAGCUUGUUAUCCGGCUGGUGAAGAGGUUCGUGACCUUGGACGACGCCACCAAGAGCGGAGCCGCGCUCGUCAAGGUCGCCAAGCUCGUCGACUCUUAUCUGUCGGAGGCGGCGGUGGACGCUAAUCUUACCAUGACGGAGUUUGUGGCGCUCGCCGGAGCUCUCCCUAGCUACGCCCGUGCCAUGGACGAUGGGCUGUACCGAGCCGUUGAUACUUAUCUUAAAGCACAUCCAAGCGCGUCCAAGCACGAGCGGAAGAGCCUUUGCAGGCUAAUUGACAGCCGGAAACUAUCCCCGGAGGCGUCCCUCCAUGCUGCGCAGAACGAACGGCUUCCGGUGCGAGCCGUGAUCCAAGUUCUCUUCUCAGAGCAGUCCAAGCUCUCUCGGAAUAUCAACGACUGGAGCGGCUCGUUCAGCGGGACGCGGAGCCCGAACCUGGGGCUGGAGCCGCGGUGCAUGUCGAAGCGGGAAAUGUCGGUGCAGCAGAUGGAGAUACGGCGGCUGAAGGAGGACGUGCUGAGGCUGCAGAGCCAGUGCAACAACAUGCAGGUGCAGAUGGAGCGGAUGCAGGAGAAGAAGCAGGGAGGAGGCUACUUCUUCAAGUGGAGGAGGUUUGGGCUCCUGCCUUCCUUCAAGAGCGGUACGGCCGUGAGUGUGGUUGGGAAUAAGAUCGAUGAGAGUCAUGAUGAAGGUGAUAAUGAUCAUGAACAUCAUCACGUGGUUGGGUUUGAGAGACAAGCGCCGAUGAUGAACAUGAAAACCAAGCUGGUCAGAGGGAGGACCCCACCCAAAUGGAGGAGAUCCAUGUCUUGAUUGAAUGUUCAUGGUGAUGACGUGGUUUCAAAUUAACGACUGAUCCGUGUUGUGCUAACUAUGUCAUAUGUAUGUAUUAUUAUAUUUGUUCGUUUGUUUUUGUAAUAAGUCCUGCAAUAUCACAUGUUUAUUUAGUUAUCUAA
Morus notabilis is the source of this 2569-nucleotide messenger RNA. Its product is annotated as root phototropism protein 3. Lineage: Eukaryota; Viridiplantae; Streptophyta; Magnoliopsida; Rosales; Moraceae. The coding region runs from base 1041 to 2426 and encodes 461 amino acids. The transcript is spliced from 2 exons. The record is from RefSeq and is a predicted model, not a curated record.